Messenger RNA from Chara braunii, 1433 nucleotides. NCBI's taxonomy places the organism in Eukaryota, Viridiplantae, Streptophyta, Charophyceae, Charales, Characeae. The record is from the annotation of a GenBank genome assembly.
CGUGGGAUUGCAGGGUGCUGUGAUCGGGGGUGCAAUGGUCGGAAAGCGGUGGCGGUGGUGCGGGGAUCAUCGUGAGGGGUCGGGGCUCUGGCGGGGUUGCGGGGCGGCGGCGGUGACGGGGGUGCGGCACCUCGGGUCGGGGUGCGGGGUAGCAGGUCGGGUGAGGUGGUCAUAUGCGGGGCUGCUAGCAGGGGUGGAGGGCGGGGUUGGCGGGGUUGGCGGGGUGCGGGGUUGCCAGGCCGGGGUGGCGUGCAGGGAGCGGAGCCGAUCUCGCGGGGUCAACGACCAGGGUUACGGAGCGGUGUUGGGGCCCGCGGUGGUAGUCGGCGUGGUUUGCCGGGGUCGGGCGGUGGCAGGGGUCUACUGCCGACGGCGAGGUGCUCGCAAUGCAAAGGAACAGUUUUUCCGUGAUGAGGGCUACAGAUGCCUCGCGGCGACUCCGAUGAUGGUGGACAGCAACACGAGGCAGAUUGGCAAGAUUUUGCGUGGGUACGACGAGAUGAUCGUACAUUGUUUGUCUGUAUGUGCUGCUUUUGACGAGGAGCAAGAUGCAGUGCUUGAGGUCUUUGACAGACACCGAACCAUGUUUAAGUCGCCGGCUUAUGUGAAUGCCACAAUGUUGGAUGCAGAGUUUCAAGAUCAUACGCUGCCAGACGACGACGAGAUGCAGCAGGGUUUGAAAGCUGCUUUGGCUAUGUCAGAGGAUGCUCCCAAUGACAAGACGCAUCUGUACGGGAGCUCGGUGCACUACUUGCAGCAGGUGGAGGACGAGUUGCCCACCGACCAGCAGCUUGUCUCAGGUCGAGGAGCCCGUGCGACGGUGACGCAGGAGGAGUUGAUGCAGGCGAGACAGAGGAUGCGCGUCCCUCCACAGCGUUCGGACGAGGGAUACUUCCUGUAUGAGAGCUCGUCCAGUGACGAUGAGGAUUUCUUUGGGACUGGCAUGCUUGCAUCGGAUGACGAUAACGAUCUUGAUGACCGCCACCUGGACGGAGACGACGACGAUGGCGCCAGAGGGGAUGAUCGUGGUGAUGGGGCAGAUCGGCCACAACCCGGCUCGACACGUAGAGAUGGUGACAGAGGGUCUGACGAGGCAGCGAUAGAUUAUCGUGAUGAGGGUGACGUUGGGGCGGGGACCGGUGAAGGAAGAUCGAGAUAUAGAGAUGGUGCCAGAGUGGACGACAAUGAUGGGGCAGGGGACGACGGUCAUGGUGUCGGUGACGGCCGUGUAGGGACAGGCGCAGUGGGCUCGACACGUGAAGACACAGACAAAGGGAUGACUGCCAUGGACGUCGACCACUGUGCAGCCUCGGAUGACCAUGGAGAUGAAGGGGACGACGACGGUCCAUGACUUCUUCAGGGUUUGAGACGUGGACCAAAGGAACGAGACACUAUCAGUUCUCGUCUGCUCGUUCUCGUGUGCGCAAACUUCG